CGACGUUCUUUUCGACAAACAGCAUCACUGUCAGCUUGCUGGUGCUAUACUGAAGCAUUCUGCUCACCCACAUACGCUCACGUGGACAUUUCAGCAAUCUUUGUCUUCGAAAUGGAGCCGCCAGAGCCCAGUGCGCCUCGUGGAGGCCACACAGAAGCCCCACCACGCACCUCGCCACCAUCAGACGCCAACGAGGCGACUACUGCCAGGCACCGGUCGCGAACAGCUCGUCCAUCGAACACGCCAGCUGCAGCAUCAUCCAGAAGACGGCACGACACGAGAGGGUCACAACAGUCCGGACGGAGCAGCCACGUGAGCCAGGGGAAGGGAUUUGUGGUCAACAACUUCACUCAGCAGCGGCUGAAGGCGUGGCAGCCGAUCCUCACGCCAUGCUGGAUGAUAUGCACCUUCUAUGUGGUCGGCCUGACGCUGCUCGUCAUCGGUGCGGUGCUGCUCAGUGCGUCGAGCGACAUAUACGAGUGCGUGCAGCGGUACGACCAGAAGGGCAAGCUCGAGACCACCAUCCAGAUGACCUUCAGCGCCGAUGAGUGUGUGGGGCCGAAGCGGCACAUCGACACGAUCCCCGGGCCUGUGUACGUCUACUACGAGCUGAGCAACUUCCACCAGAACUAUCGCACGUACGUCAACAGCAGGAGCUUCGCCCAGCUGCGCGGCGGGGUCAUCACCGACACAGACCGGCUGCUGACCUGCAAGCCAUGGGUUUCUUAUAAAAAAAAGGAAGACAAUGAAGAAAAGGAGAUUAUCUACUCGCCAUGUGGCCUCAUCGCCCGCAGCGUCUUCAACGACACCUACUCGUUCUACCAGACCAACCCCACUACUGGCCUGCGGGAGAGCGUCACCGUGGAUGAUUCCCUGGAGACCCUCGUCUUCGCAAUGGACAGGAGGAGCCGCUAUCAGCGGCAAGAGCAGUACUUCGAGUCACCCUUCGGGGGUGACGAGAGGCGGUACCAGAAUCCGCGGACCAACCACACCAAUGUGGCUCAGUGGCUGCUGGUGCCGGGGACCUAUGGGGCCCCGCAGGUGUUCAACGAGAGCGGCCAGCCGCUGUUCCCUGGGGGCGUGGCCGACCCGCAUUUCAUCGUGUGGAUGAGGACGGCGCCGCUGCCAAACUUCAGGUGGGCAAGGGAUUCCGGAGGAUGCAUGGACGCCGGCCGGUAAGGCGCUGAUGUGUGUCUGCGUGUGUGUCCGUGUAUGUCUGUUCAGGAAGAUGUGGGGCAAGCUGGUGCUGCCCGGUGACGAGCUGGUGCUGCCAAUCGACGUCGAGAUCGACAACCGUAAGCCAAACAACGUGGCAGCCAGGGAUAUCAGGCCAGCUCAUCUCUCUCUCUCUCCCUCUCUGUUGUGUGAUCGUCCAGGGUAUCCUGUAGGGGGUUUCGGCGGAGCUAAGAAGCUGGUGCUGUCGACGGCCAACUGGCAGGGGGGGCGGGACUUCUUCCUCGCCGGGGCAUACUUCGCAUUCGGGGCGCUGCUCUUCCUGCUGGGGCUCGUCUUCUCCUGCAAAUACCUCAGGAAACCAAGGUCGGUGACGCAGGACGCGCAGACCCACCACAGAUGGCCAUGUGUCUGACUGUCUUGGGCGUUCCUUCCUUCAGGCCUUUGGGGGAUGUGAACUAUCUGCAUUGGGUCCGCAAGUGAUGGAUGCCCC
This is a messenger RNA of Vitrella brassicaformis, 1666 nucleotides long. The record is from the annotation of a GenBank genome assembly. NCBI's taxonomy places the organism in Eukaryota, Vitrellaceae.